CGUCGCUGUGUUGGGGCAAGUGGACCUAUUGUACCUUGCACCAGCACGACCGAUGUCUUGUGUUCUCCGCCGGUACUCAGCCGGCUAUCCGCCACCUGGCAAGGCACGACAGAGAUCCCUCCGCCCAGAAUGCUCAGGGAGGUUUCAUCGGGACCUGCAGUACAGCUGCGCAUGCUCCCAAGUAACCAUAUCAACGACAGCUCUUUCUCGGAGCCGCUGGAAAAGACCAUGGUGCAGACGGGGGAGAGCGGGUUCGUCUGGGCCGACUACACCUACCCCCUGCCCUACCCCUGCAAGGGACACAUGGAACUGUCCCUUCAGUUGGGUGGAACUUACUUCCAGUCAUCCUGGUUACACGUUGGAAGGGCGGUUCCACGGGAGGGAUCGACCAGACGUGUGAGCGGGGAGGCACAGGAGGGGGCGUCCAUUACUGCUGCGGGGAGGGUAGGAGCCGGUGCACCGAUAUCUCUCCGGCUGCGGGACCGACACGGCCUCUGCCCUCCAGUGAUGCUCAGGAGACAGGCCAUGUACCUCCGCGGGCGGAACGACAGGGAGAUGACGUCAUUCGAAGCGCCAUUGACGUCAUCUAGUGUCCUGUGGCUCGCGCAUGCUACGGGCGCCGUCCUACUAACUGCACGGGCGAAAGAACUCGUUCAGCGGACGGGAAAAACGGAAUGGCGCCUCGAAUUCAAACUGUCCACCGUCUCUGACUCUUACAUUCUGAAAGUCGUUUACGGAGACGUGGCCGUAUCGGUUGGCGGGAAUGUGAAGCUAUCUUUUACCCAAGCGGUAUACCUGCGCGGGUCCUGUCUAAACGCGGGAAUUUCGGUCUCUCUCAUGAUCAGAAGAGACAAACAGGACCUAGUCGCCGAUAAACAAUUUGUAGGAGGGAUACGGGGUGAAUAUAUGUCUAUUCAGGUUCAGUCCCACUUUCCUAUUCAGUCUUCUGACAGGAUUUUUGUGGUCGUUCAAGCCGCGAAACGUUGUGAUGUACACUUUUACAACGCUAUGCACGGACUCAGCGCUCUUAAUGUGUUAUGGAUACCCAAUAAACAUUCCUCCGUGCUAAAAGCACGGUUAGAACACGCCCGUGCCCUAGCGGGGCUCGCUCAGUCCACUAGAUUGAGAUUUGAGGAGGAGCUAAACACGAGACCACGGGACGUAACACUGUUACCAGACGGGGUGCUCAGUUUCCACACCGCCGGGAGAGUUAGCAUGGAAUGCCAUCUGAGAAUGCUGCACUCAUGUGAUUAUGCUGCUAUAACUGUCUUCUACAGGGGACUUGCCAUUCGCGACACCCAGCCCGUUUUGCGACAGGUUCAAGGUAACACCCUGUCCCGCUGGGCGGGUAUGACGGUGGCGGGAACUGUUCCUGUAGAGGCCGGAUCCAAGAUUCACUUCGAGCUGUCCUGCAAGCGUGGCCGUGUCAACGGCGUGGACAGGGAGUUCGCCGGGCUGUCUCUAGUCUGGCUCCCGCCUUGAACGUGGAAGUUGUUCGUCACGCAACUACAGCAAGAGAUGUUCAAAGGCUUCUGCCUGUGUGACUCUACCGUGCCAGAUUUAGUGCCAAGACAUCAUCUACUGAUUGCCAUGACCGCUGAUCGUACACAUGAUCAUGGUACGCACGUCUGUGACCCACGUGUCCCGGUGUCUUAGUGCUUGCCAACAGUCAGCCAAUCAAAUUCCCCCUCCUGUUUUAUGGAAGGUUAGUUACCAGCCAAUCACCUUGCCUCUUGGCCGUAAGCGGCAGUCUGAUUGGCUGGUAACUUUCCUCCAAUGGCCAACUGGAGGGGGAGUAUUUGAUUGACGCGGCGAGGACAGGUCAAAGGCUGGUACGCCGGGGUGGUUGUUGGAUGAGAUACUCGAACUCAAGCGGUGGGCCUGGUAUGAGACGUGAGAACGGAGAGAAAUCUCAUAUGUGAAGCAGGUUAUAUAACCCUGAGUGCACGUCGUCACUCAAUAAACUCAACAACUUAAAAGACAUGUCUAGGCGGCAUCCAACGUCCCAAACAGCAACUGAGUUGCCGGUUGAUGUGACGUCAAUCGUACUGCUAUGUAAAGGACACAACGGUGGGUCUGGUUGUCAUAGGGUCUUGACAAUUCAAAAUUUCCUUUAAGUAACGCAGGCAGUUCUGAGAGAAUUAUGCCUUCAAAGAGACCGUUGUUACUUCCUAAUAUAAGAGCUAGGGAUCUGAACGGGACAAGUAAUAUUCAGCCACACUAGCUACGAAACGUCGUGUUGUAAAACAAUGUCCUUACUUACUAUACUACAGUCAUGAAAAUGUCAUGUUUGCUGGACUUUGGGUACAAAAUAUAACAUCUUUCUAUGUUAACUCCAAACCAGAGCUACCUCAGUCGCUAGUAAAGUGUCUAUAACAAUGGAAAUGACAAUAAAUUUUGACAAGACUACAUUGUGACAUUUAUUUGCACCGUAGCACACAUCCCUACAAAAUAAGCUCAAUUUCUUCCUGACUGAAUAACACGGUUAGUGUUGUAACUGUCCACUUUGAUACACGUGUCAUGUUCUUGUGACUUUACCUUUUGUUGCCUACUCGGAACGGUUUUUCUUGGUGAAUUUAGGAUUUAGCUUACGUUUCAUGUUGUUGCUAGCUUUGAGAUAUGUCAACAUGUUUCAUUAGCUUAGUUAAGAAUUCGGCUCCAGCCAAAUCAUUAUUCUUCAACCUAGUCACAUGUAUCGUGUACCAUCCUCUCUCGCUAGCGUGUGCUUGUACUACGACUUCGCCGUGGAUGGUUUCUUCAUCCAGUCACGAGCGCACCCUAGCGGGAGACGUUGGUAUUACACAGCUUACACCUAUUCGUCACAGAGAUGAUUACGUAUAGAACUUUAACCUUGUAACUAUAUAGAAGAAAACUUUAUCUUAUUUGAUGUGAUCACAAUAACCUAACAGGUCUGUUGGGAAAAUAUCUUUAGUCUUCAAACUGACUUCUUAAUAUCUGUUACAAAACUCUAUUGUUCAAAAUUAUUGUCAGAAAAUCUCUACCUUUCCUUUCUCAGCUGCCUUGACAAUGCUAUACACUUGUUUUUGUGACCCACUCAUUUGCACAGCCCAAAGCAAUCAGUACUUUCUUAAACAGUUGUUGUGAUUCCUACUAAAGCUUUCUUCAAUUGUUGUAACAAUUGUUAAGAUUUUAAAACUUCCAGUCAUAUAUCAGAUGUUGGUAUAAUGCUAACCUGAGUGUUAAAUUUAUCACAGAUGUUAACCAUUUCUAUACUAAGAGUGUCAUAAUGCAUUGCAUCUGUACUGGUAACAUCAGAACUCAGCAGGCAGAGGGGUAAUUUAACUUACCUAUCAAAGGAGAAAACAAGCAGAAUUCAGCUUUGCAAAUCAAACUGUAUUGGCCACAAGUUCUAGCUGUUACCAACCAGCUAGCAACAAAAAAAGGCAUCAUGAAUUGCAUAAAGCUUGUACUAGUUGUUGUUGGUAUCAAGAUCCAUUUGAAACAGCACUGUUAUGUGUUACCAAAGGAGAGAAGCAUGUUACAGUAUUGUACAAGAAUUUUCACAAAACUACCCAGCAUCACUCCAUUUUUUCAUUACCACAAUGUCUAUUGACAAGCACAGACAGAAACAGAUAUCAGCUUAGAGGUUCCUGUCUGGUAUUAAGCUACACCCAAGCCAUAAACUACUAUUAUUUCACACUUUUUGUACACCUGACUAAAGUAGGAUCUAACACAUGACUAUCCCCCACCUUCUUCCCAAUGAGAGCCUGUUAUGAUUUAGAUUAAAUGGUGCAUAGUGCCAACAUUGUCCAGUCUUCAGCC
Branchiostoma floridae (Florida lancelet) is the source of this 3783-nucleotide messenger RNA. RefSeq lists its product as uncharacterized. Bases 130 to 1482 code for a protein of 450 amino acids. The transcript is spliced from 3 exons. Lineage: Eukaryota; Metazoa; Chordata; Leptocardii; Amphioxiformes; Branchiostomatidae. The record is from RefSeq and is a predicted model, not a curated record.